Anoplopoma fimbria (sablefish) is the source of this 828-nucleotide messenger RNA. Its product is annotated as aquaporin-4. The transcript is spliced from 6 exons. Gene Ontology annotation, cellular component: plasma membrane. The coding region runs from base 1 to 828 and encodes 275 amino acids. The record is from RefSeq and is a predicted model, not a curated record. NCBI's taxonomy places the organism in Eukaryota, Metazoa, Chordata, Actinopteri, Perciformes, Anoplopomatidae. Gene Ontology annotation, molecular function: water channel activity. Gene Ontology annotation, biological process: transmembrane transport.
AUGACGUGGCGGGAGCUACGCAGUCGGCAGUUCUGGUGUGCCACUCUUGCAGAGCUGCUCGGCACCCUGGUCUUAGUGAGCGCCAUACUGGGUGCCUCUGUGCCCGGCCCCGGAGAGGCCCCCCCGGGACCCCUGUACCCGGCAGUGGCAGUAGGAGUGUCGAUUGUUGCGCUGGGACACUGUUAUGGAGAAAUAAGCGGUGCACAGGUGAACCCUGCUCUGACUCUGGCUCUGUUGGCCACGCGGAGGCUGGAGGUUCUCAGGGCCGUUGUUUACAUCGCUGCACAGUGUUUGGGGGCCUUUUUAGGAGCCGGGGCCCUUUACCUGGCCCUGCCGGUCAAAACCACUGCAGACCACUUCGUCAACAGGGUUCCUAUAGAGGUGAAUGCGGCCCAGGCUCUGGGCAUCGAGGUUCUGUGCACCUUCCAGUUGGUCUUCACUGUGUUCUCAGUGGAGGAUCAGCGACGGAGGGAAAGCCCGGAACCAGGAAACCUGGCCAUUGGAUUAGCACACACUGCUGGAGUGCUAAUAGGGGCCCGAUUCUCCGGUGCUAGUAUGAACCCUGCACGUUCUCUGGGUCCAGCCAUCAUCACCGGCUUCUGGGAAAACCACUGGGUUUAUUGGAUCGGACCGGUGAUCGGUGCCAUACUGGGUGGAGUCUCCCAUGAGUUCCUCUUUGCACGUAGCGCCUCUCGCCACAAGCUGGUGGCAUGUCUGACCUGUAAGGACAUCGAGAUUGUGGAGACGGCCAGCAUGACGGGAUCAUCUCUGUCCACAGUCACACAGAACGCGAGAGCCAAACAGACCACCAAACAAGAAAACAACUGA